Molecule: messenger RNA, 2072 nt
Organism: Lutzomyia longipalpis
Lineage: Eukaryota; Metazoa; Arthropoda; Insecta; Diptera; Psychodidae
Product: esterase-5A
Exons: 3
Coding region: 1-1920 (639 amino acids)
Source: RefSeq, a predicted model, not a curated record
AUGAUAAGAACUCUUUUACUUACCGUUUUACUAACUGUAAGUAUUGGAGCCAUAGAAGGCUCUCAUCGGGUUAAGAGAAUUGUUGGAGGUAUGACUGCCGAAGCACCACCUAAGGAUGAUCCUGUUGUCUUUGUCCAUCGUCCCACAAAGACUAUUCGCAUUGAGGGACUUCAGCAGGAUGGCACGGGGUUUUAUUCCUUCUUAGGUAUACCCUAUGCUGACCCACCAACGGGGAAGAAUCGCUUUGUACGGGCGCGCAUCAGGAGGCUCGUGGGAGAUAUCAUGGCUACAAAGUAUCCUUCCCCAUGUCCACAAUUAAAUGCAGAAAAUUCCGAAGAGGUGGUGGGAAGUGAGGAUUGUCUAAAGCUAAACAUCCACACACCUCAGAUGCCAGAUCCGGAUGUAAAGCUUCCAGUUAUUGUAUUCCUUCACGGUGGUGGCUUUCGAUAUGGUUCCCCGUCGCAGUACGAUCCUAAGCAUUUAGUUGGGCAAAAGGUAAUCUUCGUGGGUGUACAAUAUCGUCUUGGCUCAUUAGGAAUCCUUGGAUUGGGUUCUAAGGAAUUCCCCAGUAAUGGGGCUCUGUCGGACUGUGUGGCUGCAUUGAGAUGGACAAAUAGGUACAUUCAGUACUUCGGUGGAGAUCCCGAGAGAGUAACAAUUCUAGGACACGGAUCUGGGGCUUCCUUGGCAAUUAUGAUGUCUUUAGUGAAGCACACAAGUUCAUUAAUUCGAGGCAUUGUGGCCAUGUCCGGAAGUGCCCUUGCACCACAUGCUGUUGAUAAAAAGCCACCGCAAUCUCUUGAAGAAGUUAAGAGGGUGAAUAGGUGCUUCAAAGAGAACCCAUUGAUGAUUUUUCGGUGCCUGCAGAAUGUUCCAGCGAAUGAAAUCGUCCUCAAGGAUACAGAUAUUCAAAUGCUCCCACAGAAUUCGGAUGUAAUUGCUGACUUGUCUGGUUUCUUGGGAUUCUCCCCGAGUAUCGAGGAUAAGGAUGACAACCGAGGAUUACCGGGGAUUCUUACCGAUCCACCAAGAUCUUUUCUCUUAUCCGGGAAAUUCCAUUCUAAGAUUCGCUUACUGAUUGGUCAGACACAGGAUGAAACAUCUAGGUGUUCUUCUGUCUCCAAGAUUCCCAAGAAUACCCUAAAGAAACUGGAAGAAAGUGCUGGAGAUUUCUUGUCGCUCUUCAAUCUCACAAAUCCUCUUGGAUUCUUUAAUCAACUAGGUACGACACUUCUCAAUGUUGGUGGUGUCACCAAGAAAUUCCUCGAUGAUAUUUUUGAAGCCACCACCGAUAUCUUCUUCAGCAUUCCUGUUGUUUUUACUGCAAAAUUCUGGAGCGAUGCAGCAUCAUCCGUUAUCUACAGUUUCAACUUCCUCACAAAGUCCAAACUACCAGGUGGUGAGAUAUUCCUGCCUCACUUAUCCCUCACUCAAGGCCCUAAGCAAGAGGGUAAAGUCGCACAUGGGGAUGAAUUAAUUUUCCUUUUUGAACCUCGAGAUAUCUUUGGUAAUCCUUUGGGGAAUGUUAGCAUGUCCUUCAGUGCAGCCGAUGAGAAGGUACGGAAAGACUUUACCGCGAUGAUUGCAAAAUUCACCGAAAUGGAAGAAGAGGAUAACUCCACAUCUGGACUGUUCUCUAUCUUCUCAUCCGCGCAAUUGCCCUACAUGGAGGUGUCUGAUAAAAUUACACCAAGGAAUAAUUUUAGAAUUUGUUCACUAAUCAAAUUCGGAGGGAUCUUCUCAUUUGCCGAUGAUUUUCAAUGCGAAGUCAUCAAAGGCGUGGACACCGUCAAGGAGACAAUGAUGAAUGUUGGUGAUACUAUUGCCAAAGCAACGUAUCUGGAUAAAGUCGUUCAUACCGUUCACAGCCCAAUUAAAAGUGUUAAGAAUGCAUUUGGACGACUCUUUAGACGACCCUAAAGAUGCAAAGUGAAAAAGGUUGAAAUUAAUGGAAAUAUCCUUUUGCAUUUAUUUUAUAUAUUAUGUAAUUACUUAAUCUUAAAGUCAUUUAAUCCAUUUAAUAUAUUCAAUUUUUAUAUCUAUGCAAUUAAAUGUUUUUUUUUAUUGAAAAA